This is a messenger RNA of Dictyostelium discoideum AX4, 1824 nucleotides long. RefSeq names its product Arf GTPase activating protein. The transcript is spliced from 3 exons. Bases 1 to 1824 code for a protein of 607 amino acids. NCBI's taxonomy places the organism in Eukaryota, Evosea, Eumycetozoa, Dictyosteliales, Dictyosteliaceae. Gene Ontology annotation, molecular function: GTPase activator activity. The record is from RefSeq and is a predicted model, not a curated record.
AUGUCAAAAAAUGAAGAAAGACAGAUAAGAGAAUUAUUAAAAUUACCAGAAAAUUUAAAAUGUAUGGAUUGUCCACAAGGUUCUGUUUAUGCAUGUUUGGAUUUGGCCACUUUUGUUUGUCAAUCAUGUAGUGGUAUUCAUUCAAAUUUUGGUAGAAGAGUAAAGUCUGUCUCUAUGGGUACUUUUAAACCAGAAGAAGUCUCAAAAUUAAAAGCUGGUGGUAAUAAGGCAGCAAGAGCUUAUUGGUUAGCAAGAUGGAGACCAUCAGAUUUUCCAGAGCCAUCAGAAGGAGAUCAAACUAGAAUUAGACAAUUCAUUGAUUUAAAAUAUAAUAAAAGACAAUGGGUAGAUAAUGGUGCACCAAAAGUUGAACCAUUAUCAAAUAUUUUAGGAAGUGAUAUACCACCAAUUCAAGUUUAUUCUAACAACAACAACAAUAAUAGCCAACCACAUUCUCAAAAUAGUACACCAACUACUGGCCGUCAAGCUAGUUCUAAUAGUUUAUGGGAUUCACCACCUGCUUCAAACAGAAAACUUUCAACAACACCACCAUCAACCGUAAAUAGUAAUAAUCCAACUCCUUCAAAACAAAAUAGUACUUUAAUUGAUUUAAAUGAUAUAUUUUCACAACCAACACAACCAUCAUAUCAACAACAACAACAACAACCACAACAAUCUUUUGCUAUGAUGAAUAAUGGGUAUAAUGGUAUGAAUAAUGGUAUGAAUAAUGGUAUGAAUAAUGGUAUGAUGAUGAAUAAUGGUAUGAAUCAAUAUGGUCAACAACCACAACAACAAUUACAAGUUGGGGAUAAUCAUUCAUGGAAUAAUUCUGGCAAUACAAGUUGGCAACAAUCAGUAAAUCAAUGGGGUACCCCAAAUAAUAGUAUUCCAUUACAACAACAACAACAACAAUACAAUAUGAUGGGAUAUCAACAACAACAACAACAACCACAACAACAACCACAAAUGAACAAUGGUUAUCAACAACCACAACUUUAUAAUAAUAUGAUGAGUAGUAAUAGUAGUAACUACUCACCACCUCCAUUUAAUCAACCAAAUAAUCAAUAUAAUGCAAAUCAAAUCUUUGGUGGUGAUUGGGGAAAUUCAAACACCUCACAAAUGCAACCUCAACCUCAACAACAACAACUACAACAACAACAACAACAACAACAACAACAACAACAACAACAAAUUAAUCCAUUCGCAUCAAGUAAUAGUGGUAGUGUUGGAAAAGCUAAUAGUGGAAGUAUAGGUAGUAGUAAUAAUAAUCAAUUUGGUGCAUUACAACCACAACCAUAUAAUAGUGGUGGUAAUAUAAACUCAUUUGGAAGUCAACCACAACAACAACCACAACAACAACAACAAAAUUCACCAUUCGCAAGUUUAUCACCAUUUUCUAAUAAUAAUACAACCAGUAAUAAUAAUAAUACCAACAGUGGAAGUGUAACAAAACCCAAUCCAUUUGAAUCAACAUUUAAUACAUCAUCAACAUCAGUUUCUUCUCCUCCUGCAACUGCAAAUUCUAAUCCAUUUUCAAAUCCUUUUGGUAAUAAUGGUAAUACUACAAGUAGUAAUAUGAUUAAUAGUGGGAAUGGAAAGAUUAAUAGUUUUAAUAAUAAUAAUAACAAUAGUUUUAAUUACAAUAACAAUACAUCAAGUAAUAAUAAUAAUAACAAUAAUAAUAAUAAUAACAAUAAUAAUAAUGGUGCAUUUAGUAAUGACGAUUUUUUCUCUCAACUCCAAGCACCAAAACAACAACAACCACCACAACAACAAACUUCAACACCAUUUGGUGAUUAUAGUGGAAGUGGUAGUUUCUUUUAA